This is a messenger RNA of Calliphora vicina (urban bluebottle blowfly), 1706 nucleotides long. It is a transcript of the gene Wwox, whose product is annotated as WW domain-containing oxidoreductase. The transcript is spliced from 7 exons. Lineage: Eukaryota; Metazoa; Arthropoda; Insecta; Diptera; Calliphoridae. Gene Ontology annotation, molecular function: protein binding. Bases 129 to 1385 code for a protein of 418 amino acids. The record is from RefSeq and is a predicted model, not a curated record.
AAAAAUUACUACGAAACAAAAAAACAACAAAAUCAUUCAUUUAAAUUGCGUUUGUUAUUAAAUUGAAGCAAAUAAACUUUUUGUGAAUAAAAUUCCCUAAUUAUAAGCCAGUUCUGCAAUUAAAGAAAAUGAGUUUUAUGCCCGAUUCUGAUAGUGAAGAUGAAUUGCCGCCAGGCUGGGAAGAACAAGCCACUGAUGAGGGUUUAGUUUGCUAUGUUAACCAACAAACAAAAACGACACAAAUGACACACCCUCGCACCGGGCGCUCAAAACGUUUAAAUCGUGAAUUACCAAUUGGUUGGGAAAAGCGUUAUGACGAACAAACUAAAAAACAAGUAUUCUUUAACAAUUUAACCCAACAAACUACGAAUAUAGAUCCACGUUUGGCUUUUGCCGCCGAGGAGCCGCCCAUGAAUAUUGCCCAAGUACGACAACGUUAUGAUGGCAGCACAACUGCUUUGCAGAUUUUACAUGGCAAAGAUUUGCAUGGUCGUUUAGCGGUGGUGACGGGUGCUAAUUGUGGUAUUGGAUAUGAGACCGCACGUUCCUUGGCAUUUCAUGGCUGUGAAGUUAUAUUUGCUUGCCGUAGUCGAUCAUCAACUGAGACCGCUAUAGAAAGUAUAAUUAAGGAACGUCCUGCGUGUCGUAAUCGUUUAAAGUGGUUGGAAUUGGAUUUGGCUUCCUUCAAGUCGGUGUGCAAUUUUGUUGAGGAAGUGAAAAGCAGUGUAAAACACAUCGAUUACUUAAUCCUAAAUGCUGGUGUCUUUGCUUUACCUUAUAGCGUGACCGAAAAUGGCAUUGAAACUACAUUCCAAGUUAGUCAUUUAUCACAUUUUUAUAUAACUUUACAAUUGGAAUCGUUAUUUGAUCAUAAUACACGCAUUGUGGUGCUUUCAUCGGAGUCUCAUAGAUUUAGCAAAUUGCCAACGGACAAUUUAACCCCACAACAUUUAUCACCACCUCCGGACAAAUACUGGAGUAUGACGGCCUACAAUAAUGCUAAAUUGUGUAAUGUUUUAUUUGCGUCAAAGUUGGCUAAGCUUUGGAAGCAUCGUGGUAUAUCCGUGUUUUCAGUACACCCUGGUAAUUUAGUUUCCACAAAUAUAUCGCGUAAUUGGUGGUUCUACCGUUUACUGUUUGCCCUAGUACGACCAUUUACAAAAUCUCUGCAACAGGCUGCUGCCACUACCAUUUAUUGUGCUACUGCCAAUGAACUAACUGGCCUUACAGGGCUUUACUUUAAUAAUUGCUAUUUCUGUGAGCCCAGCAAACUUUCACAAAACGAAAUGCUACAAAACCAGCUAUGGUCUGUUACGGAAGGAAUGCUGUCCGUUUUAAAGGAAUCAUUGGCCAAUAAACUAACUGCCGGAGAGUUUUUAUAUUAAACACAAAGAAAGUUGCAAAUAUUUUAAAAAUAAUAUUCAACUGUUUGCAAUUGGAAAUGGAUUACAAAUUUUGGUGGGUUUUAGUUUAAUGGGACUUUCUUAUUAAAUUCCUAUUCGAAAGUGUUUUAUUAUUCAGAAAAAUAUGGAUUUUUGAAUUGGAAUACCUAGUAUUUAUUUACAUUACCAAAUAUAAUUGUUUUUAAGGUGAUAGUGACUUUAAUGAUGUUAAGUUUUCGAAAAUUUAAUUGCAAGUUGAUUCGGAAAAGAAGAAAACAGCAAAUAAAAUGAUAUUUUUUUUUUAAUUUUCAAACUCUAAAAUAA